Messenger RNA from Dicentrarchus labrax (European seabass), 3336 nucleotides. It is a transcript of the gene hnrnpub, whose product is annotated as heterogeneous nuclear ribonucleoprotein Ub. Lineage: Eukaryota; Metazoa; Chordata; Actinopteri; Moronidae. Gene Ontology annotation, cellular component: nuclear speck; membrane; mitotic spindle midzone. Bases 171 to 2612 code for a protein of 813 amino acids. The record is from RefSeq and is a predicted model, not a curated record. Gene Ontology annotation, biological process: regulation of mitotic spindle assembly; positive regulation of attachment of mitotic spindle microtubules to kinetochore; negative regulation of telomere maintenance via telomerase. Gene Ontology annotation, molecular function: RNA polymerase II C-terminal domain binding; poly(C) RNA binding; RNA polymerase II cis-regulatory region sequence-specific DNA binding. The transcript is spliced from 14 exons.
CCACACCGCAGGCUCUGCAUAGCUCUCUUACCGGUGAAAGAUUGGUCGGACAGCGCGGGUGCCAUUUGGCGCAGAUUUGAGCUACAACCGUUAACAAAGGGCGUCCAGUUAUAUAUUUAUCGUCGUAUCUGUGCUUUUUAUUUAAUACAUCUCACCGUCAAACAUUCACAAUGAGCUCAAUUAACGUUAAAAAGCUGAAAGUGAACGAGCUGAAGGACGAGCUUAAAAAGCGUAAUCUUUCGGACAAGGGGCUGAAGGCCGAGCUGAUGGACCGCCUGCAGGCCGCGCUGGACGAGGAGGCCCUCGCCUCCCCGCUGGACCAAGAGGCUGCGGCGGACGAGGGCUUCGGCCAGGCCGCCGAUCAAGAAGGUAUGGGAGAGGAAGAAGAGGGCGAUGGCCCGAUAGAAGAAAGCAUGGAGGCCAACGAGGAGGAGGAGGAAGAAGAAGAAGAAGAGCCGGAAAAUGGGGGCGACGGUGAUGCCGUUGCCGAGGACGAAGAGAUGGGUGAGGGGGAAGAGGACGGGGACGGGGAAGGGGAAGAGGACGACGAAAUGGAUCCCAUGCUCAAGGGAGAUGUGGACGACAUGGAGAAAAUCGACGCAGAGGACGGUGAGCCCGGGGACCAGGCUACUGAGGGGGAUGCGGACAAAGACACGAAUGCUGAUCAGAAGAAUAAGAAGGGUGUUAAGAGACGCCGGGAGGAACAUGGAAGGGGCUACUUUGAAUUUAUUGAAGAGAACAAAUACAGCUGGGCCUCAUUUAAGUCUCCUGUGCCCCCUCUGGAGGAAGAAGAUGAGGAGUUUGAUGACACAAAAGUCUGCCUGGAUGCCUACAACUGCGACCUGCACUUUAAGGUGUCACGGGACCGUUACAGUGCCUCAUCUCUCACAAUGGAGAGUUUUGCUUACCUGUGGUCCGGCGGCAAGGCCACCUACGGCGUGAACAAAGGCAAAGCCUGCUUUGAGAUGAAGAUUACAGAGAAAAUUCCUGUGAAGCACAUUUCCAGCAAGAACAUGGAGAUUCAUGACGUGCAGGUCGGCUGGUCCCUGUCUACUGGCACCCUGCUCCUUGGUGAGGAGGAACAUUCUUAUGCAUACUCUGGAAAAGGCAAGAAGACCACCAACUGCGUGACUGAGGACUUUGGAGAAACCUAUGAGGAGAAUGAUGUCAUCUGCUGCCUUAUUGACUUUGAGGGCGAGGAGGUGGUGUUGUCCUUCUCCAAGAAUGGCGGGGAGCCGGCCAUCGCUUUCCAGGUCAGCAAGGACUCUCUGAACAGCCAGGCCCUCUUCCCUCACAUCAUCUGCCACAAUUGUGCUGUAGAGUUCAACUUCGGCCAGAUGGAGACUCCAUACUUCCCUCAGCCCCAGGGCUACACUUUCCUGCAGCAGAUCCCCGUGAGUGACAGAGUCCGGGGGCUCAAGGGGCCACAGACCAAGGCUGACUGCGAGAUCAUAGUGAUGGUUGGCCUGCCUGGCUCAGGGAAGACUACAUGGGUGAAGAACCAUGUCCAGGAGAACCCUGGGAAAUACUACAUCCUAGGCAGUGACACCAUUGUGGACAAGAUGAUGAUCAACAGCCUGAAACGCCAGUCAAAGGAUAUCACAAAGCUAACUGCCAUUUCCCAGCGAGCACCACUUUUCUUGGGAAAGUUUAUUGAGAUUGCUGCCCGCAAGAAGAGGAACUACAUCCUGGAUCAUACUAACCUGUCUGCCCCAGGCCAGAAGAGGAAGAUGUGCUUGUUUGCAGGUUUCCAGCGCAAGGCAGUGGUAGUCUGCCCCUCUGACGACGACUACAAGCAGAGAGUCCAGCAGAAGGUUGAGAGUGAUGGCAAAGAAGUGCCUGAGCACGCUGUCCUCAAAAUGAAAGGUUUCUACUCUCUGCCGGAAGAGGGGGAGAGCUUUAAUGAGGUCAUCUAUGGUGAGCUGCAGAAAGAGGAAGCUGCCAAGCUGCUGGAACAGUACAAAGAGGAAAGCAAGACCGCUCUGCCAGCUGAGAAGAAACCCAACCAGGGAAGCACAACGCCAAAGAGAGGCGGUGGCCUACGUGGUGGUGGCCGGGGUGGCAAGAACCAGUUUGGCCGCGGCGGCGGACCUGGACAGAGAGGAGGCGGCCGUGGCGGCUUCCAGAACAGAGGCAACUUCAGAGGAGCUCCUGGUCCUCGCGGUGGCUACAACCGUCCACCUCGCGGCUUCCUGCCUCCCCCAGCGUUCAGAGGAGGAUUCCAUAACCGUGGAAACUUCAACCGGGGUGGCGGCCCCAUUCCCAGCCUGGGUGGAUCACCCAGGGGUGGCCCAAUGAGGGGUAACAUGGGACCGAGAGGGGGACCCAUGAACAGAGGCGGCCCAAUGCACAGAGGAAACAUGAACAGAGGAGGCGGAGGCAACAUGAGUCGUGGUGGUAACAGGGGACAUCCUGGCCAGUUUCAUCAAAGAGGUGGUAACCGUGGCAACUUUGGCAACAAGAAUGGCAACUUCGGUAACAACAGGAACAGCGGCAACUUUGGUGGCAACAGGAACGGCAUGGACAAGGCCCAAGCCUUCAACCAGAGCUGGCAGCAAGGGUUCUGGAACCAGAAGCCGUGGAGCCAGCAGUAUCAGCCUGGAUAUUACUAAAACACUUGUUCUAACGGACUGGUGGCCGACACUGAGACCCACCGCUAGCCACGGAACAUCCCUCCACCCCGCUUUUUGAUUUCUUUUCCUAGAACCCACUUUUUAAUCUAAACCCCACCAACUGAAGACUAAAGUGAUAAUGGAGCAACAACAUUCCACACCAGAGAGGAGACCAGACAACCUGAGUGUAAUUGAAGCUUUAUAUACACACAUGUACAACGUGGGUUCAGUCUCAUCCAAUCAUCUGCUUAUUUCUUUUGUUGUAUAUUUCAUUGUUUGUUUUUUUUUUCACCAAUUUUAAAUGACGUGCUUUUAAAAAAGUCUCAUGUUUGUAAUAUCAGGAACUAGAAACAUUUUGCCAGCCUGGCAGAUGUUAAGAAAGUUUUUUUUUUUUUUUUUUUCAGGGUUGUGCAUUUUAUCUGUGCUGUGAUUUUUUGUUUUGCUUUUUUUAUUACAAAUUGUAAAUAUCUUUUCUCUUUUUUUGGUGUAGUUUGUAUGCGAAGUUUAAGAAAGUAAUGAUGGAAAGGAACCUUGGCUUAUUAGCAAAAAGCAUGGUAGGCGAUUAUAUUGUUAGACUGUACAUGUCAAUAUAGUCCACUGUCAAACCGUUAAACUGAAGCAACAAAUGAAUUAUAGCAAGUUUUUGUCUUUUGUUCCCAGUAUCAAACCUGUAACCCAAACUCCAUAGACCUACAAUAAACAACUCGUUUGCUUUUUUACAUUC